UCCCGGCCGCGACCAGCCAGCGAUUGCCCGUGUUCGCAAGUGACCGCCAGUGUACGCAAGUGAUCGCAAUUGACCGCAAGAGACCGCACGUGCUCGCAAGUGUUCCGACGUACCGAAAUGCAGCCGGCAGCACGCUGGCCGCAUUGAACACUCGUUACCAGAUAUGCUACAAUCGUUGUUACAACCAAGAGAUAACCAAAGACCUCAAGACGAUGCCGCUUCAGACACUGCGAGACGACAGCUACUAGUGAGGGGAGUGCCCGUGGCUAAUGCAAUUGUUAUAGGAAUCAAUAAUUAAUUAACAAAAAUGAUUGGUGCGAUGCCAGCAGUCGCUGUCCGGCAUGAGCGGCGACGGGCUGAGAAGCGGACGGGAGGACGCCGUCCCUCCCAGCUGCCACUGCAGCUCGGCAGGGGCAUCGAGGACGCGACGCCCUCUCCUGAUCACCGGCUGAGGAACGAGCUAUACGUUUGCGGGAAGGUGGCAGCUCUACACGCAAUUGUGGGAUCGCUGCUCCUCGGCAUCGUGGUGCUAGUCGUGGGACUCGUCCAGCUGUCUCCAGGCGCAGAAGCGGCUCAACAUCGCUACUAUCUGAUGGGAGCUGGCGCAGCUCUAGUCGGCACUGGCGUGUUAGGAGCUGUGCUUAGAUGCAUGUGUCUCCACUGGUACAAUAUAAAGCUUCGCGAAGAAUACGACGAAAGAGUUCGGUCCAAUCAGAAAAAUUGCGUUAGUGUAGUGGAAAGUCACCAUGAUCACGAACAUGGACGCAAAGAAGACCGACCCAAAUUGAAGGCACAGGCCAGCGUUCAGGACGUAGACCUCAUCAAACAGCCUUCCGUAGCCAGCGAUACUUAAACUCUGACCAUUAUAGGAUAAUGCAUCGUAUUUCGUGUUGUAACACUGUUAAAGGCGACACAUAUUUAGACGAUUAAGCGAAGUGCGUAUAACAAAUAUGACGUAUUGAAAUUAAAGCUACAGCCAUACAUGAAAGCAAGUAAGUGACAACUAGCUGUUCUUAAAUUGAUGAAACGAAAAUAUGCUACAACAUAAAUAAAGUGACAAUUUUAACAUUGCAAAUGAAGAUUGUUCGAUGCACUUAAUCACAAGUUUGACCGUAGCUUUAGAUGAUUCAACGUCUCAAUAUCUUCGCUUACUCUAGCUAAAUUAUAUCGUUUUUUAAUGUACUUACUAUCGUAUUAGUGAUAUCGCUAUAAUUUAAACCGAACUGUCGUUUACUGAUAAUGUUUUAGGGCAUUACAUUUUAUCGAGUGAUAGUUUAGUUAUUAUAUCGGUGGUGUCGUAAUUGAUAUAUAAAAUUAUUCAUAAGCUCAGUGGUAUUCUGCCUUAAUUAGCUACGGAUAUUGUAUCAUUCAACCGUUGAUAACUGCUUAUGAAAAAUGCUCAAAUGGUUUAUUUUUUUUACGACUUCCAAGUUAUAGCGAUUUCAUGAUUGCAUAUACAGUCAUGGGCUGUUCUUUCCAUUCAAAGUACUCUUUAGUACCUUCCUCUAUGUACAAGUUUUAAUUGUUUCCUCGGAGUAGUCAUUUAUUUCUUACUAAGAUAAUAUUACCCUAUACAGCUUGGAUGUUUGAUGGCUUUACUCAAAAUAUAUUUUUAUGUACGUUAUCUAGUACUUCGUUAAUUUAUAUUUUAGUCAAUAUUGCAUUCUCAAUGUAUGCAAUCGUCGUCUCUAUGACAUUCUAACAACCAGAUCUUGGUGUUUAAUGAUUAAAUUUAAUUUUAAGAUCUAUUUACGUAAUAACUGUUAUUUAACUAUCCAUAUGCAUAAUUAAGUGUUCGUCACAUAUCAUUUUUAUUAGACCUAACAUUCUCAUUUUAAAUUCUAUCAGAAUCAUUGAUUUAAAAUAAAAAAACAUCACACCAUCAAAAACGUUUCAUUUUCAUAUUUUACGAUGUUACGUUAAAUAUAAUAUUUUUGAAGAUUUUACAAUUGAGAUAUCCCUUUAUAUAUUUGCUUUAGAUAAAUCUAUUACAUAUUAUAUACAUAUUUCGAAAAUUAAAAUCUAUAUUGAAAACGUUAUUGUUUUAAGUAGCUUUAAUACAUAUAAAAAUUUCAAAUAAAUGAUCAUAGCAAAAAUUGACCUUUUAAAACAGGAGCAAGAUUAAUUCUAAAUCCUUACCGUCCGUUUUAACCGAACAUAUUAAUAGUGCUCUCACAAAAUAACAUAUUAAAAACUCGUAUGUGAAGGAAAUAGGGCUGCUAUCUGGGUCUUAUUAAAAUGGUCCAUUAACAGAAAUAUUUGUCAAGUGUUUUUUAUAACACAUUAAAUCAAAGAAUUUUUUUUUCGAAUUCAAAAUUAACUUCCCAUUCUGGAACUCCUUGUUUUACCUUCCCAGGUGACAGCUCUAUACGACUACGUUUUAGAAACACAUGCUUAAGGCCAUGAUGUCCUAGUCCCAUACAGUUGAAAAUUAUACAAGAGCUUAUUGAAAACUAUGUAUUUUUUAUAGCAUUUACUUUAAAAAUGUUAUUUAAAGAAACUCUCAUUAUCUUAAAACAUUUUUUUUUUAUUAUUUAAUUGCCUUUUUUCUUCCACUUAAUCCAUUUUAAUAUAAUAUACUUCCAAUAUAAUAUUUAAUGAAAAAAAAAACGUGUAAAGUUUGUUAAAAAUCUUUACCAAAAAAAAACUAUCAACUUUAAUGGAUUCGACGAGGAGUAUACACUUUUAAAACACUAAGAAUAUAGUUUAAAUAAGAUAAAUUUAAGCAUUUCAUCAAAAUCGUUAUAACCAGCGGUAUUUCUAGCUAUUGGUGUUAUAGAUGUUGUCUUCGGUGUUAAUAUUAUUAUUACACUACUGAUUUAGACCAAUCUUAAUGUUAUAAUAAUAAUUGUCUAUUGUACAAUUUACGUAUUAGGAUACUCAGAUUUAUAAUGUAACUUUCCAAUGAAUUGUGCUUAUUUAUUUUUAACAUAAAUGCUAUUUUUGUUUAAAAUAUUGUGAAUAUUAUUGAAAAUUUUAAUCUUAAAGAGACUGAGAAGUGUUCGAAUGUAUUCAGAGUUAUUAUUUUAAACACUUUUUGACAUAUUUUCUGUAUUCGCGAUUCGUUUCAGAUAAUAGUACCCUGUAUUUACACUUAUUUUAAAAAGCAAUAGCUAUUAGAAUACAAUAAAAAAAUGAUUAAUGAGAUCGUUUUAAAAAAUUAAAGUUAUAUUUUAAUGGGUCCAAAAAUUGGUCCACCGAAAAAAAAUUAUAAUAUUCCGAACGGUAUAUUUAACUUAAAAACAAAAUUUAAGACUAUUUAUAAUGUUGUUUUUAUAUGUAAUGUUAUAAAUUUUUUUGAAUAUAAAAUAAUAAUGAAUUUCACAAUGAUUUUUUGUCCUUAUAAUGAUACAUAUAUUUUUCAGUUAUAUAAGGUACAUACCGCGAACCGUAAAUUAAAUGCACUACCUUGUAUAUUUUUAUUAUUAAUCCCCUAAUUACAAUUAUUCCAUGUUUGAAUAUGAUUAAUCUAGUCAGGAAAGUGUCACUUUUUUAGAUUAUUAUUUUUAUUUAUUCAUUUUUUGCAUUUAAUAAGAAGUCACAUAUGUAACAAAAUAUAAGAAUUUUCAAAUUCAUAUCGUAAAAGAAUAUUAAUCAAAUAAGCGUACAAUUAAUCAUUAUAAUGUAAUUGUUUUAAAAGUAAGCUUAAAGAUUUUAUUUUAUUUAGCCACAGAUAAAUAAAAUAAAUUGUAUCAUGAUCGGAUCAAAGUUAACAGAUAACAUAAAUAUAUUAAAAUGUAACAUGUUUUUGGAAAUGCCAAUAUCUUUGUUUAAGUUAGCUGAUUUUAACUUGAAUUGCCGUGCCAAAAUAUGGUUGAAUUGUUUCGACUAACUUAUGAACCCGAAUUAUGUGAAUUAGUUUGUUACUUAAUAAUUUAUUGGUAGCAUAACAAAGUAAUUGUAUGGAUUAAAUAAAAGGUUUAAUAGAGAGUUUAGAACAAAUAAAAUAAUUUACUCAACUCGUAACCUGAGACAUUUACAGAUAAUUUGUUUCGUAACUCUUAACUUUUAAGUUAGUUAGUAUUUAAUUACACAUAAUUUGUUGACAAUAGAUUUAAACUUAAUGUAUUCGAAUAGGAAUUAUUUUUAAAUCCUUAUAUUUUAAUUAUAUGUAGAUAUUUUAUGAAAAAGGGGGAAGCAUAAAAUGAAUAUUCGCAUGAUAUUAAUUAUUCGCUUGCAAACAAAGCUUUCAUUUGUGCCAAUGAGAUAAUUAUAUAUUUCCUCUUGUAAAUGUGGUUAGUUUUAUCUCAUGCUGGGUUUUAUUGAUAUAUUCAAUAAAUCCGUACAGCCCUGUAAUUUCUGAUUAGAUAAGGCUACUCUUGAAACCGUAGCAGUAGUGUGUCAAGUGGAGUAUCUUUCUGGUUAAGUACCAAACAUUCCACAUCGCUUUGUAUGUAUCGAAAUUACGCCAAACGAUUUUAUUGAAAACGCAGUGAAUUAUUAUGUGUCUAGGAUAGAGAAUAUAUUAUCAUAAAUGUGUUAUUAAUGUUUUAUCUGUACUGUACGUUAUUUUUAGUUUAUUUAAACAAUUCUGAAAUAAGUUACGGAGAUUUCAAAAUGUCUUUAACAGACUUAUCAGAUAAAAUGACAGCACUACCACUUGCUGUUCGAUAAAAUGUUUUGGGGCAUGUAGACGUAUAGUGAUGUUUUCGAGACUUAUUUCAGAAUCCCUGUCAUCCUAUACCUAAGCUCUGUUCACUGUGAUAAUGUAAUAUUUGUAAGAAUUUUUAAUAGUAAAAAAUUUACUCGUUCGCUAUAAUUUGGGGCGUUCUAAAAUUAACAUGAAAUUUUCUUAGAACUGUAAAAGUUACAAUUAUUUAUAAUUAAUAUCACAGUGAAUCAAAUCCAUCUCAUGAAUAUCCUUCAUCCUGUUUACUUUGUUUUUUUUUUCCUUUGUGUAAUGCGUCCGUUAAGAUCAUCGUGUUUUAAUUCAAAUAUUAUGUAUAAUUUUAUACGAAUGAUUUUAACGGCAGCGUUCAUAUAGAUUUGACCUUUACAGUUGAAGUGAAGUUUUUUAUAUUCGUAUAUCGAAGUAUUUUAAUUUUAAUUACGACUGUACUGUUUUAUAUCUAAUAUAUUUUAUACCGAUGU
This is a messenger RNA of Vanessa atalanta (red admiral), 5091 nucleotides long. RefSeq lists its product as uncharacterized. NCBI's taxonomy places the organism in Eukaryota, Metazoa, Arthropoda, Insecta, Lepidoptera, Nymphalidae. Bases 308 to 853 code for a protein of 181 amino acids. The transcript is spliced from 6 exons. The record is from RefSeq and is a predicted model, not a curated record.